Bradysia coprophila is the source of this 1933-nucleotide messenger RNA. RefSeq lists its product as uncharacterized. The record is from RefSeq and is a predicted model, not a curated record. Lineage: Eukaryota; Metazoa; Arthropoda; Insecta; Diptera; Sciaridae.
GCAUACAGUCAGUCGAUUACGAACAGCGAAGCGAGUGAGACGUGUAUUUGAAUUGUUUCUGUGGAUAGAAUAUUAUUCGGUUUUAUUUUCCAUAUUUUCUAGAUUGUGUUUUUACAUCACACGUCCCUAAGCGCUUUACUUGUUGAUAUGAAAUAUUUUAUUUUUUGAACAAUUUUGGAGUGCAGUUUGAGAAUUGUUUCUUUUAAAAAAUUGUAAUUCGGUGUUAGUGGUUCAUUUGUGGCUAAUUUUUUAAAUUACAAUUUGGAUUAAACAUUUGAGAAAGAAAAUAUCUGCGGCGCUUAAUUGUUCUGUUAAAAAAAAUAUCAAAAAAUAAAAACUUUGAAAGUAAAGAAGAAGUGAAGAGGAAGAACACCAAUUGUUUUCCGGUGAAAUAAAAUCCGUAUGAACAGAAAGGAUUUACCGUAAAUCUGAUAAUGGAUGAAAAGCACUUAGCAGAAAAUCCAGAUUAGAAAGAGUGAAAAUUAUAAAAGAAAAUGUAAAACGAGUUUUCCACUUCAAAAGGAUUUGACUGUGAAAUAGAGGAAAAUUAAUUGAAAAACUGCAAAUAAAAUAAAAUAAUUUUUUGUACUUUAUAUGUGACACUAAAAUAAAAAAUAUUUUUUGUGAAAUAAAUUUUCUCCAAUUGUAAUUAACAAGCAAAUUGAAACAAUUUUUUUUUGUGUUCGUCAACUAAACUUUGAAUAUAUAAACAAUUUUGCAAUCAUCACGAUGGCUGUGCCCUUUUUUGUGCCAGAUGGUGACGACCAACGAUCGAAUGGUUCGACGCCGCAAUCACAAAGUACGAUUUCUUCAGCUACACAAACGCCGUUACAGAGUCCAGUCAAUGACGAACAUUUGGUCCAAGCUUUCUACGAAGCUCUAUCGUUGUAUUCGGCCAAUUUGCUACAAGCCACACCGGCAUGUCUAAGCCCUCCAUCGAGUCCCUCAUGUUGUCAUAGACAUAACAAUUAUCGAGGCGAUGUAUUUUUCCCGCAAACGAAUUCGUCACCCAGAACACCAUCGGCAUCAGAUACAUCACAAUGCUGGAGAUCCAGAGCCAAUGGUUUGAGAAGGCGUCUACAUUCAACUGGUGACGAUACUCAUGACGAUGCCGAAAGCAGCGAUGAAUUUUCAAUGGCAAAUGGAUGCAACGUUCCACGACAAUCGGUGCCGGUCGAUUACGAUUUGGAGGAGCAUUACACAUACCUGGCGGCUCGAGAGCAUCUACAACCGUUUUCCGGUCAAGUUCCACCGAAAAAGAAGAAGAGGGUGGUGGAACACACCGAAGCAGAUAGUCCUGUUGCUGCAAAGUCUAAGGAGCAAAACUUUGUUUGGCCAACUGUUGUAACGGCUGUAGUUCUUGCCGUAGGUUGUGGCUUCCUUGUAACACGGUGAAUUUAACGUAAAUGUAAGUUUAAUCGAUAAAUUAAAAGUAAAAUAUUUUUAACGUAAAUAAAUGAAUAAAAUAAUCAAAUAAAUGUUGAAUGGAAAGACCAGGGUGCGAGUAAAAUUAUAUUACAUUGUAUCACAUUGUAAUGCAUCAACAUCACACCCACUCUUUUUGUUGUAUUUGUCAUAUAUACACCGAGGAGGCGCGAAUAUGCAACGCUAAAUUUGAAAAAAAAAAACGAAAUUAAUUUGGCGAGCAAUAAAUAAUUGCAUCGAUGAAAAAUGAUUUUUAAUUGAAACCAUAAAAAUGUUUGUUUGCAUGGUAUCAACCGAGAGCCAUUAAAUGCAUCGAUAAUUUUUGUAAACGGAUUUAUUUUUGUGAACGAAUUUUUUUGAAACAAAUAAAAAGUUUAAAUUUUUUAGAGUUAAACGUUAAGUACGUAUUCAAACUGUGUAAGUAUUAAUGUUAAUUGACGUCGAAAUGGAUAACAUAAAAUUGAAAACAUUUAUACCAAUUAAUAAUUAAAGGAAAAACAGUGAAUGU